Molecule: messenger RNA, 2830 nt
Organism: Leptinotarsa decemlineata (Colorado potato beetle)
Lineage: Eukaryota; Metazoa; Arthropoda; Insecta; Coleoptera; Chrysomelidae
Gene: cd
Product: peroxidasin homolog cardinal
Source: RefSeq, a predicted model, not a curated record
CACCAAAAAUAAAAAUGAAUUUUUAGUUUUGCAGACAUGACUGACCCUACCGAACGAACAAGAUUAGUUCCAGAAAAUGAAGAUCAGCCUCAAUACGUGUUCAGUUCCAGUGUUAACAGAGAAAGAAAGAGAAGAGUCAGACAGUUUCAAUGCUGUCUCUGUUUCAUAUUUUUAUCGUUGUUUCUAAUAACACUAAUCAUAACAGUGGUAUACAGUAUAAAUGAAGAGGAAUCUGCUGGGAAUUCAGCAUUACCUAAUGAUAAUCCAUUAAACGAAACUGAAUUUGUUUCUCCCAUCUUUAUUCUGUUAUCAAAUAACCUACCAAUUGAAGAUGUAAGGAAUACUAUUAGAUCUACUAAUGAUACGCAGUUGUGGGAAGAAGCCAUUGAAUUUGGAAAGAAAGGUUUGAAGGAGAAAGAUGAAAUUGAAAAACAUGUCCCAUCACUUCAACUGAGAAGUCCCAGUUAUCGGCAUCAGAGAGUUGUAGCUACGAGUGAGAGAGGAAGAAACUUAUCAAGGAUUGGAUUCAUCGAGGAAUAUGCUACGAAACAUAUUCAUAGGAAUAAAACUGAUAACAACAUCGUAGAAAAAAUUUGUCAUGCAGAAAAUAUGACAUCUGCUGAUUAUUGCCGGAGGAACAUAACACUAUGCAAUCGUUUAUCAAAAUAUAGAACAUACAAUGGUACAUGCAAUAAUCUGAAGUAUCCUGAGGAAUAUGGGGUGGCAUACAGACCGUUCAGAAGAACUUUGCCUCCAGAUUACGCAGAUGGUAUCAGUAAACCAAGAGUAUCAAAAAAUGGAUCAGCACUACCAUCAGCCAGAACAGUCAGUUUAUUUUGCCACCGGCCAUAUUACAAGAGCGAUCCGAAAUUCACAGUAAUGCUAGCUGUCUGGGGUCAGUUCCUAGACCACGACAUUACCGCCACAGCCCUGAGCCAAAAAUCCAAUGGCAGUACGAUAUCUUGUUGCGACCCUCCGGCUGAAUCUUCUCCUGAAUGCUUUCCGGUCUACCUAGACCAAGAGGACCCUUUCAGAGAAUACAACGUCAGUUGUAUAGAGUUCGUCAGAUCAGCACCAUCUCCGACAUGUUGCUUUGGACCACGGGAACAACUGAAUCAAGCUACACCGGUUAUUGACGGUUCUGUAAUCUACAGUGUGGAUGAAGAGUUUGUGAAAGUAUUGCGGGAUAUGAAAAAUGGAACAAUGAAGGUGUUUGUUACUUCAGACGGGCGCACGUUACUCCCCCUUUCUGAAGAUUUGGAAGAUGGUUGUAAUAGGGAAGAAGAAGAACGAAAUGGAAAAUACUGUUUCAUGUCAGGUGAUCCCAGAGCUAAUGAAAAUUUGCAUUUGACAGCAAUGCACUUACUAUGGGUGCGACAACAUAAUUUAUUGGCAAAAAAUGUAUCCGACAUGAAUCCCCAUUGGGACGACGAACGAAUUUUUCAAGAGACACGACGUAUCGUAGCUGCACAAAUGCAGCAUAUAACCUACAAUGAAUUUUUGCCAAUAUUGCUAGGUGAUAACUUAAUGAAGAAAUUCGACUUAUAUCCUAUGAAAAAAGGUUAUUUCAAGAACUACAGUGAAGAGAUAGAUCCUUCCAUAGCAAAUAACUUUGCUGCAGCAAAUUUUAGGUUUGCACACUCAAUAAUUCCUGGACUGAUGAAGCUUUUAUCCAACGAAUCUUCUGUAGAAUAUAUUCAAAUGCACAAAAUGUUGUUCAAUCCCUUCGAGUUGUACAAAGUUGGAGAACUAGAUAGAACAUUGAGAGGAGCGAUGAAUACAACUAUUCAAGCAAGUGAUCCUUAUUUCACAGAUCAGCUGAAAUCUCACAUGUUUGAAAAAACAUCCGAACAAGUGAAACAACCAAAGUUAUGUGGCUUGGACCUAGUGUCACUAAAUAUUCAGAGGGGUCGAGAUCAUGGCUUACCUGGAUAUUCAUCAUGGAGAGAACACUGCGGUCUGAAGCGACCAAGAAAUUUUGAUGAUUUGAAAGAUGACUUCCAUCCCGAUGCCUUACAUAAUAUAAAGACAAUCUACAGGUAUUACUUUUUCAACUGAUUUAUUCUUUCCCAAAGCUAUAUUUAUUAGGGUAAACUGAACUAAUUUAUAAAAAUCAUAUAGAGAAAGAAGUAAGCAGUCGUAGACAAGAAAACUGUUUGUUCUGUUCAUACUUUCAAGACUUUAAUUGGCUGUUCUUCAGGAACUCUAUAGUACAACAUGUAUAAUAAAUAACAAUUACAAGUGGAAGUGGUACUUACGAAAAGUGACGGCUACACAUUUAUAACAUCACUUUCUGUAAAUACCAAUUCGACUUCUUGUAAUUGUUAUUAUUCAUAUAUCUUAUUGUACAUGGCGAACUUUCACAAUUUCACAAUUUUUCUUGGGAAUCAUUACUCAAUCUAGAAUUUUGGGAAAAGUAUUUUAUGAAAAAGUAAAUAGUGGACUGUUGCGAUUAAUUUAACCAACAUACUUUUGUCGCAGUCUCACAGCUUAAUUAUUUCAUGAAUCCCGUUAGUUUCCGUCAUCUUGUCUUUCUGGUUUUCUAACAUUUACAGAAGUAUACAACUCAUUUUGAAUAUUACUUUCUUGUUAAGCCCUUGUAACGGUUUAAAUUUCUGAAUUCAGAAGAAUCAGUAGAGCCGCCCUAUAGGUUCGUUAUUUUAUCAGAAUAUUGCUGGGAUGGUGGGUUGUCUAUUAAGCAGGAGUAAAUAAAUCCGAGAUUUUUACAUUCAGGACUUGGGAUAAAAGGGCAGCGUUUACAUAUAAAAAUUCCCUUUUCAUCAUAUAUGUAGGUUCAUUUUAUGUUGUAGAUGUGCAAUGAGGAAGGAUU